GACAGGAAAGACUCUCCAAUCCAAUGCCGGAUCGUGAAAGCUGGAACCGAGAUUAUCUCUUCCUCCCGUGGCGGGCCGAGCAUAAGCGACAGCGUCUGGCAAGCAAGCUCCAACGUUGAAGCACAGCUCUACAGAAGCUGCAUAAACAAGCACAUCUCGAUUGAUGCUCGAAGGCAGAAGGCUGAUCGCUGGAGAUGAUCUAGAUUCAUGGAGUCCAUGACGAUGCUGGUAAUGGUCGCUCUUCUGGCGCUCCCCGCCCCCUCCUCCGCCCUCCCCAUCCCCCAUCUCCACUUAAGCUCGGCCAUUGACAAAGCACUCAAGCUGGCUCCGUCCAUUCGCUCAUCCGUCUCCGCGCUCGUUGCAUCCCCGUUUGAUUCCGCGGGAAGCUUGUGGGCGGAGGAGAUCUGCGCCUUUUGGGUCAAGUUGCGGGCGAAGGCGAUCGCGCCGGUCCUGCGAGCCGCAGUGGCUCUGUGCUUGGCCAUGUCGGUGAUGCUCAUGAUGGAAGCGGUGUUCAUGAGCGCCGUCAGCCUCGGGGCAAAGCUUCUCUGCCGCACGCCGGAGAAACGCUACCGGUGGGAGCCCAUUGCCACAAAUGAUGAGGAGAUGAGCAGCGCAGCUUUCCCCAUCGUGCUAGUCCAAAUACCCAUGUUCAAUGAGAAAGAGGUGUACAAGAUGUCAAUCGGAGCAGCUUGUGCCCUAACGUGGCCACCUGAUAGGAUCAUAAUCCAAGUUCUUGAUGACUCCACGGACCCUGAGAUUAAGAACUUGGUGGAGCUAGAAUGCAGGGCUUGGACAAACAAAGGAGUCAACGUAGCCUAUGAGGUUAGAGAAAACAGGAAGGGAUAUAAAGCUGGAGCCUUGAGAAAAGGCAUGGAACAUCCAUAUGUGGAGCAAUGUGAUUUUGUUGCCAUCUUUGACGCUGAUUUCCAACCAGAAUCAGACUUUCUCAUCAAAACAAUUCCAUUUCUCGUGUAUAAUGAAAAAAUUGCCCUGGUUCAGGCACGCUGGGAAUUCGUGAACUAUAACAAGUGCCUGAUGACCAGGAUACAGAAGAUAUCACUUGAUUACCACUUCAAAGUGGAGCAAGAGUCGGGAUCAUCUUCGCAUGCCUUCUUCGGGUUUAAUGGGACAGCUGGAGUUUGGCGAAUAUCUGCCAUCAAUGAAGCUGGGGGUUGGAAAGAUCGAACAACGGUAGAGGACAUGGACUUGGCUGUUCGAGCAAGCCUCAGAGGUUGGCAAUUUUUGUAUGUCGGCAACAUCAAGGUCAGAAGUGAGCUUCCAAGCACAUUUAAGGCCUACUGCAAUCAACAGCACCGUUGGACUUGUGGGGCUGCCAACUUAUUUAGAAAAAUGGCAUGGGAAAUCUUAAUUGCAAUGGAGGUAUCCAUUUGGAAGAAAAUUCACUUGAUCUACAGCUUCUUCUUUGUUAGAAGGGUUGUGGCCCCAAUCGUCACCUUUUCUUUCUAUUGCAUUGUGAUACCAACAACAGUCUUAGUUCCAGAAGUGAGCAUCCCCAUUUGGGGGGUGUUCUACAUUCCUACAACAAUUACCUUUCUCAAUGCCAUCAGAAAUCCCAGCUCUCUCCACAUAAUGCCAUUCUGGAUUUUGUUUGAGAAUGUAAUGUCCAUGCACCGAAUGAAAGCAGCCAUAAUUGGUCUUCUUGAGACGGCCAAUUUCAACGAGUGGGUUGUUACCGAGAAACUAGGUGAAACACUCAAUGGAAAACUUGAAAUCAGUUUCUCACAACCAACCAGAUCAUCUCUCCAAGACAAGGUGAGUUUCUCGCAGCUUGGGUUUGCAGUCUACCUCCUGUUUUGUGCAUCCUACAAUAUUGCAUUUGGAGAAAACUAUUACUAUGUAUAUAUCUACCUUCAAGCUUUUGCGUUCAUUAUUAUAGGGUUCGGCUAUGUUGGGACAUCCACCUCCAACUUCUAGCAAGCUAGAUUAUAGUCCAUUCAUUUGUAUUUGUUAAAUCGAUCCAAACCGAUUCUUUUACUUUUGCAAAAUUAGGGCUUCUACUUGUGUGUCAAUUGCUCCAGAACAGUGGGUGACAUUGUUGAUUGAAAUAUAAAUGUCUUUAAAUGAAGAUGGCAGGAUUGAUCUCC
This is a messenger RNA of Zingiber officinale, 2105 nucleotides long. Its product is annotated as probable glucomannan 4-beta-mannosyltransferase 4. The coding region runs from base 208 to 1935 and encodes 575 amino acids. NCBI's taxonomy places the organism in Eukaryota, Viridiplantae, Streptophyta, Magnoliopsida, Zingiberales, Zingiberaceae. Gene Ontology annotation, cellular component: Golgi apparatus. Gene Ontology annotation, molecular function: mannan synthase activity. The transcript has 9 exons. The record is from RefSeq and is a predicted model, not a curated record.